AGAACCAGAGGACAUGACAAGUGUGGGAGGCUUCAUCUGCUGUGUUGGUGGAGGGCCAACAGCUUGGGAGAGCAAGAAACAAGUGGACCAAGCAUUGAGCUCGGUGGAGUCCGAGUACAUGGCACUCUUCCGUGCCAUAAGAGAGGUUGUGUGGCAGCGGCGUUUGCUAGCUCAAUUGGGGGAGGAGCAGCAAGGACCUACCCCACUCUACUGUGAUAGCCAGGGUGCUAUUGCAUUGGCUAAGAACCCCGUUCUUCAUGGCCUUACCAAGCACAUGAAGGUGAAGUGGCAUUGGGUGAGGAGCAUGGUAACCUCGGGUGAAGUGGAGUUGCACUACGUGAAGACGACGGCGCAGCCUGCUGAUAUGAUGACCAAGAGGCUGGUUGAGCAGCAGCAUUGGAAGUGUUGCAAGCUUGCUGGAAUGGCUCUGAACUAAGGGGAGCAGAUUCUAAGGCCCACAAUCCG
Closterium sp. NIES-67 is the source of this 465-nucleotide messenger RNA. NCBI's taxonomy places the organism in Eukaryota, Viridiplantae, Streptophyta, Zygnematophyceae, Desmidiales, Closteriaceae. The record is from the annotation of a GenBank genome assembly.